Tachyglossus aculeatus (Australian echidna) is the source of this 1851-nucleotide messenger RNA. It is a transcript of the gene TULP2, whose product is annotated as TUB like protein 2. The record is from RefSeq and is a predicted model, not a curated record. Gene Ontology annotation, cellular component: cilium. Gene Ontology annotation, biological process: protein localization to cilium. The transcript has 14 exons. The coding region runs from base 235 to 1803 and encodes 522 amino acids. Lineage: Eukaryota; Metazoa; Chordata; Mammalia; Monotremata; Tachyglossidae.
AGUGCAGAAAAUUGGGGGUCUGAAGCAGAAGGAACUUUUGGGGUGAAAGGCAGAGGGAAAGGAGGCAUUGGGGUGUGGUGUCUUUUGACCCUCUCUCCCCCUCCACUCUCUGAGAUCCCAGUUCUGGGGCCUCAGCCCCAUCCCCGGUCGCUAAGGCAGAUCGCCCCUCUGGACUCUGGGUGGGUGACACCCAGUUUUCAGAUCUCCAAGGGAAUCCAAAAGGAGAAGAGCAGGAUGCUCCAGGACACCAAUCCCUGGAAGAAGGAGCUGGGCAUUGGUGAUGAGCUGGUGGCCGUGAGACUGCAGAAGCUGGAGCAGCAGCGCCGCCUUUUUGAGAAGAAGCAGAGACGGAAGCGCCAGGAACCUCUUAUGGUUCAGGCCAACCCUGACGCCUCUCUGAGACCCCGGCGGCCUCAGAGGCGGGAGGAGAGGGGCACCGUGUGGAGAGGCCCGGGGAGCCCUCCCCUCCUGGACCCCAUCCCCGAUUCGCGGAUGCUGCCCCGUGCCCACAGCAGUCCGGGGCCUGUGAAUUGUGGCAGGACCCGGGGCCGGGAGAAGGGGGUUCGCCACUCCCCGCCUGGAGCAGACAACUCUGACCCUGAGCUGGAGGAGGUGUCGGUGGCCGAUACCCCAGCCUUGGCCUCGCCACACAAGGAUAUUCUGGGGGCCCGUCGCCGGGGCUGGCAGGCUUGCCAGAGAACCGGAGUGGAGGAGACGGUCCUGCUCCAGGACACAGAAGAGGGGCAGGGGGAGCCUGCCGAGGGGGUGACCGCAGGCCAGUUCACUCAUGGCAGAUUUCAGCGGGAGAGGAAGCCGUCCCCACAGCCAGGCUUCAACUUGAAAGAUGAGGCCGAGGGGGAAGACAAAAGCUGCAGCUCUGGAGGAAGUUUUUCUCCUUCCAGCAAGGAAGAUGAGAAGGAGCAGAAGGAGCUGGUUGGGGCCGGCGGAGGGGACGGGGCCGGUUUCCCCAGCUGUCCGAACCAGGCCCCCGGGCCCCAGGCCGGCGAAGACAUGGAGAAGUAUGCCCUGCGGCCAGUCCCCCGCGGCUUCACGGCCCAGUGCCGGAUCAUCCGGGACAAACGUGGCCUGGACAAGGGCAUCUUCCCCUCCUACUACCUGUACCUGGAGGGUGUCAACGGAAAGAAGCAAUUUCUCCUGGCCGGCCGCAAGAGAAAGAAGAGCAAAACUUCCAACUACCUCAUUUCCCUGGACCCCACAGACCUGUCUCGGGAUGGAGAGAAUUAUAUCGGGAAAGUUAGGUCCAACGUGCUGGGGACCAGAUUCACCAUCUUCAACAAUGGAAUCAACCCCGAGAAGAAACCAUUUGUACCCGAGUCAGCACAGCUUCGGGAGGAACUAGGAGCCGUGUGCUAUGAGACCAACCUCCUAGGCUUCCGGGGACCCCGCAAAAUGACCGUCAUCCUCCCAGAGAUCGACGCCCAGGGCCAGAGACUCAGCAUCUGGCCCCAAUGUGAGCGGGAGUCCCUCCUGAACCAGGUGCAGCGAGGAGCGCUUAAGGGACUGGUUCUGCUGCAGAACAAGACGCCGUCCUGGAACGAGGAGAACGGCGCCUACGUCCUCAACUUCCACGGCCGCGUCACCCGGGCUUCCGUCAAGAACUUCCAGAUCGUCUACCCGGAAGACCGUGAGCCCGGGGCCAAGGGCAGAGCCGAGUACCUGGUGCUACAGUUCGGCCGCAUCGCUCCCGACCUCUUCACCAUGGACUUCCGCUUCCCCCUCUGCCCCCUUCAAGCCUUCGCCAUCUGCCUCUCCAGCUUUGAUGGGAAGCUGACCUGCAAGUGAGGGCAACUAGGCUGCUUUUCUGUACCAGCAAUAAACUUAUUUCCCUUA